CUUCAGCUUGUGGCCCAGGUCCUGGAACAUAAAGAUAUAGGCUUUGUGACGGUGGAUGCCAAGAAAGAAGCCAAGCUUGCCAAGAAACUGGGUUUUGAUGAAGAAGGAAGCCUGUAUGUUCUUAAGGGUGAUCGUACGAUUGAGUUUGAUGGCGAGUUUGCUGCUGACGUCCUGGUGGAAUUUCUUCUGGAUCUAAUUGAAGACCCUGUGGAGAUCAUCAACAGCAAGCUGGAGGUCCAAGCCUUCGAACGCAUUGAGGACCAGAUCAAACUCAUUGGCUUUUUCAAGAGUGAGGACUCGGAGUAUUACAAGGCUUUCGAAGAGGCAGCUGAACACUUCCAACCUUAUAUCAAAUUUUUUGCUACCUUCGACAAAGGGGUUGCAAAGAAAUUGUCCUUGAAGAUGAAUGAGGUUGACUUCUAUGAGCCAUUUAUGGAUGAGCCCAUUGCCAUCCCUGACAAACCUUACACAGAAGAGGAGAUCGUGGAGUUUGUGAAGGAGCACCAAAGACCCACCCUACGUCGCCUGCGUCCAGAAGACAUGUUUGAAACAUGGGAAGAUGAUUUGAAUGGGAUCCACAUUGUGGCCUUUGCAGAGAGGAGUGACCCAGAUGGCUACGAGUUCCUGGAAAUCCUGAAACAGGUUGCUAGGGAUAAUACCGACAACCCUGACCUGAGCAUUGUGUGGAUCGACCCGGAUGACUUUCCUCUGCUCGUUGCCUAUUGGGAAAAGACUUUCAAGAUUGAUCUAUUCAAGCCACAGAUUGGGGUGGUGAAUGUGACAGAUGCUGACAGUGUCUGGAUGGAGAUCCCUGAUGACGAUGACCUGCCCACAGCCGAGGAGCUGGAGGACUGGAUCGAAGAUGUGCUUUCUGGAAAGAUAAACACUGAAGAUGAUGACAAUGAAGAUGGGGAUGAUGGCGGCGACGAUGAGGAUGAGGACGAUGAUGAUGGUGAUAAUUCUGAUGAGGAGUCUAAUGGUGACAGUGACGAUGAUGAUGAGUAGCUCUGACUCCAGCUGGUGGAUGAAAGCACAAUCAUAGCUGCCCACUGCCCUGCAGAUAGCCCCGGGGGGCGGCAAGCAGCCCUGGCCCCCUCCCACCAGCACCUUCCCCCUUUUCCUAUCCCUUUUCCCACCCCCUUAUUGGGAGCUGUACCGUUCCACAAAUGCCUCUAAACCCAGUAAUCCCACUCAGCAGGGACAGGUGGGGAAUUAUUCCCAUGUGGACUGUCUUGAUUGUCUUGGAAAAGCUCGUUCUUUGCUAGACCUUCCAUGGUCAUGGCAGUGCCAGAACCUGGCAGUCUGGGGACAACAAUCCCCUGACACCUUGACUCAAGUUUACUUGUUGUCUUUGAUGGGACAGUAACAGAAAUUGACAGCUGGAAAACUCAAAGCAUAGAGUGAUCUCACAGUCAGAGCCCAGGGAGACCCAAGAUUAAUCCAUUUAGCCCCUGUGCCUAGAACAUCAGUGACAAUCCCUCCUUAAGGCAAGAGGUUCCCUCCUAGGAGAGGCUCAGCCUUAGAAACAAGUUUCUAAAUCAGGUUCUCUUGGCUCUAUUAAACUGAUUAUGUCAAGUGUUUGUCACGCCAUUAUGAACUCAGAUCCAAGUGUUUGGACAGCUAUCGGGAGGCCUUGAAACACAUGUGUACAGAUGUCCCAAUCAUUUUUGGUAUGUUGGGAUAUGGGAUGGGAGGUUGAUUUGCUUUCUGAACUUCCCUUUAGUGACAAGUCUCACAUGAUAGGCAAGGGGGUGGGGGAACUGGAAGGAUGAAAUGUUUUCAGUUUUUCCUGCUGGGUUCAUGCCCCUGAUUGAGUCAGCUGGCUUCCUAGCCUGAGCUGGGAUCUGGAUACCCUUUUCUGUUGCUGUGAGUGAGCCCUCCCAUUGGGAGGGAAAGUUGGUUUAUCCAGAGGUCGAUCAAUGCUCCAUUUGUCAGCCCUCCCACACUUGAGCAGGACAAUAGCUAGAGUUCAUAAUGGUGCCCUGAGGCACUGAGAAAACCCCAAAGUGCCUUCCAAACUAUCUAGAGGUUACCUUGUGCUCGUAGUUUUAGCAUUAAGAGUGCAUUUAUCAUGUUCUAAUUUAUUUUCAAUCUCUUAACACAUGUGUAAGACACUGUGCAAAUUCUUUGGAAAUAGAGUAAUCCUUUUAUGGAACAGUAGCCAACUAACUGUCAUUAAACUUUGAAAAUAUUGAGACUAUCUUAAAAAUCCUCACUUCGUUUUUCUGAUCCUGUCAUUCUCUCUUGGUUCCUGUUCUACCUCUCUGUUCCUUCUUUGUUUUCCUUUCUGCCCCCUCUUCCCCUUCCUGCCCUUUAAAUGACAGUGUGUCACAGUAUCUCUCAACCCUAACAUUCUUCCAAGGUACUAUCAUCCAUGUCCAUCAGCUGCCACUUGUGUACGAUGACCUCCAAAUUUGGGUCUUUAACCUUGACCACUCUCUUAGUUUUAGACCCACCCAUUCAUCUUGGUUCGGAGGGUGCACAAGCAAUUCAAACAAUAGAGCGAAACCCCAAUUCACUACCUUCUGCCCUCAAUUCUCCUCCUCUAAAUGGUGUCCCAGAUUGGAAGAGUGAUAUCACCACGUAUCUACUUGUCUAGGCAACCAGAAGGGGCAUUUUACACAUACUCCCAGUCAUGGAAAUUGUCCUUUAAAUUAUAGUACAUAUUUACUUGUCUGUCCUUUUGUUAAAUUGUAGGCUUCUUAGAGGAAAGGAAUUAAUUUAUCUUUGUAUCUGCAGCAGCUAGCACUCUGUCCAGCACAAAGUGGAUGUUCAUUUAUUGAACUGAUGGGUGAAUAACUGAUUAACCAGAAUACCUAUAAUUCCCCAGCACUGUUGGAUAACAAUGGUUACAAGACCUCCUUAUUUUUAUUUCUCGCCCUCACAAAGUGAGGCAGACACGUGCCAAGCUGGACUAUGACGCCAUCUGGCCAGAUCCAAGCACACCUCUAAUAAGCUCUUGGGGAGGUACA
This is a messenger RNA of Enhydra lutris kenyoni (northern sea otter), 2972 nucleotides long. Its product is annotated as calsequestrin-2-like. The record is from RefSeq and is a predicted model, not a curated record. Gene Ontology annotation, molecular function: calcium ion binding. The transcript has 10 exons. The annotation marks the transcript as partial. Lineage: Eukaryota; Metazoa; Chordata; Mammalia; Carnivora; Mustelidae. Gene Ontology annotation, cellular component: sarcoplasmic reticulum lumen. Gene Ontology annotation, biological process: regulation of cardiac muscle contraction by regulation of the release of sequestered calcium ion.